This is a messenger RNA of Mycena citricolor, 4978 nucleotides long. Lineage: Eukaryota; Fungi; Basidiomycota; Agaricomycetes; Agaricales; Mycenaceae. The record is from the annotation of a GenBank genome assembly.
CUCCGGAGCGUUCGACUGUAGCAUUAAAUCAACCUACAUGCAUAGAUCACAGAGUCCGUUACAAGAGACCGUGUCACACACACACACACACACACACUCGGCAAGUUUAUUUUUCUGUGACGGCUCUUCUGGAGCGGUAAAGCCAAAGCGGUCGUUACGGUGUGGUGCAUCUGGAGAUCGAGCGCUAACGAAGGCCGACGUUACUGCAAUCACUUUCGAGAAACUCAAGGAAGCAGUGGGUGCAGCGCGAACGCCAGCGACCGGCGUGGAGUGGACGUAAAGCUUGCUUGUGCUUGCUUCGCCGCGUCCGGACUGGCUGGCAUCUUACUCGGCUACCAGCAGCUUGGAUUGCGUGCGUGCAGUAAGUAUCCGGGGCAGCGACAGAUUCCGUGGGACACCGGAGGUAGAUACAGGAGGUGGGCAAAGGAAUCGAUUUCCGAGCCUUACCUUUCGGGGUGCAUCGCCAGAGCAGGGGGCCAUGGCAUCAGACGCGCACGGACGGCGAUCAAAAUAGAACGCAGGGAGGGUUCGGAAGAUGGAUGUUGCGAUGUGGGUGGUCGUCCGGUCGAUCAAUCAUCGUGUCUCGUACAUAACAUAACACACAGCCUGUGAACAUCGCGUUCCCGUGACCAAGUAUACAGUGUGUACUGUGUCUGUAAGUGGCUGACACGGGCGAUCGGAGAUGUCUUGCAGGCUGGAGCGGCUCGCGGCCCAUCAAGGCUCGGGCUGCGCUCGCUCGAGCCCGAUUAUGCAGAUCUCCAGCGGUUGAUAAGCUCCGGCCAGGGACGUCAGAUCCCGGCUGACGUGAGGUGAUAAUAGGCGAUAAUUCACCUGCAACUGGGCCAUGAACACGACUGCACCGGCUUCAGCCUACCUCCAUCGCAGCGCACAACAACUGCUACGGAAUAUCAGGCUGAUGCUACAGUGCAGCAGCAUCUAUGCUCCAUGUGCUUUUUUCGAGAGAAGUGGAUGCACAGGAGGAAGAGGCCGGAAUCGGCUGUUACGUCAUCAUUGAUUACAUACUGAGCCGCCAAUCCGGGCCCGGCAACAAAGAAGACCGAGCCGUAACCGAGGCUUUAGCUUUCAGCGGGAGCACAGAUGAACCGCACAAUCGCGGUGACCUAUAAAAACCAGAGGAGUCGGGUAUGACGUUUCCGACUGCUACUGCUUUUUCUUUCACGCCCGCCCACGCUUACGACCCCGACCCCGACCCCGACCCCCCAUGGCGAGCGGAUCCGUGACGCACACACCGCGCUCCUCCGUGACGGCCAUCGAGCCCCCGGCCAAGGCGCUGUCGCCGCUCGACGAGGAGCUCGAGCGCGACGAGCGCGAAAUCCACGAGUACGGCGGGGACGACCCGCACCCGCCGCCCGCGAAGCCGCACGCCGGCGAGCCGUAUGUCGCCACGCCGCCCCCCGUGCGCGAUCCGCAGGCCGUGACCUGGGAUGGCCCGGACGACCCGGCGAACCCGAUGAACUGGAGCGUGCGGCGGAAGUGGUUCAUGACUGCGGUCUGUGUGUUUGCGACGGUCUGCGUAACAUUCGCAUCGUCCGCACCCAGUUCUGCGUUACUCGUUCUGGAGCGCGAUUUCCAUACGUCCGCGGAGGUGUCGUACUUGACAACGACGACGUUUUUGCUCGGCUAUGUCUUCGGGCCGCUCGUCUGGGGCCCCGGCAGCGAGCUCUUCGGCCGCAAGAGGACACUCGCCGUCGCGAUGGUCGUCUUCACGCUGUUCCAUCUCGGCCAGGCGCUCGCACACAACCUGCAGACGUUCUUCGUCACGCGCUUCCUCGCGGGCUUCUUUGGCUGUGCGCCGCUCGUCAGCUCCGGCGGCGUGCUGGCCGACAUCUGGUCCGCGGAGACGCGCGGGGUCGCCACGAGCAUAUUCUCUGCCAGUGUGUUCAUCGGACCCGUCAUGGGCCCGAUCGUAGCCGGAUAUAUCGUUGAAAGCGGCGUGAGCUGGCGCUGGAUCUUCUGGGUCGGCAUGAUCUUCUCGGGCACCUGCACGGCCUUGCUGCUCGUCGCGCUGCGUGAGACGUACGUCCCCGUGCUGAUGUUCAACAAAGUCAAGGCGCUGCGCAAGGCCGACCCGGAGGGCUCCGCGCACCUCUACGCCGAGAUCGAGAAGCAGGACUGGACCCCGUGGGCGGUCGUCCAGCGCACGCUCUUCCGCCCGUUCACCAUGCUGGCGGGCGAGCCGAUCCUCGUGUUGGUCACGCUCUACCUGUCGCUCGUCUACGGUGUGAUGUACUGCCGUAAGUCUGUUCGAGGCGUUCCCCAUCAUCUUCGUCGUCCGCCGCCACUUCACGAUCGGCCAGGACGGGCUGAUGUUCAUCGGGAUCGGAAUCGGCACGUCGCUCGGCGCCGUGGUCAACUACCUCUGCUGCCGGCACUAUCCGCGCCUGAUCAAGGAGUGGCGCGGAUUCCCCCGGCCGAGGAACGUCUCCUGGGCGCGAUGAUCGGCAGCCCUGCGUUUGUCGUCGGCGCGUUCUGGCUCGGAUGGACCGGGCAGUACGCCUCGGUCCCGUGGUACGUCCCGGAGCUGGGCGCGAUCGUCCUGGGCAUGGGCAUCUCGCUCAUCUUCAUGAGUUUCCUGAGCUACCUCGUCGACACGUACCUGAUGUAUGCGGCGUCUGCGUUCGCGGCCAACACCUUCAUGCGCUCGCUCGUCGCGGCCGUGUUCCCGCUGUUCACCGUGCAGAUGUUCAACAGACUGGGUGUCCACUGGGCGUCGACGCUGCUCGGCGGGGUCGGCCUGCUGCUGAUGCCGUCGCCGUUCCUGUUCUACAAGUACGGCGCGCGCAUCCGCGAAAAGUCCAAGUUCGCGCCGUGCCUGGACCUGAAGAUCGCCCGCGCCAUGAGGGAGGAGGAGGCUGCCGCGAAGGGGGAGAAAUCCACCGUCUGAUCGAUUCUCAUCGCUGGGACAGAACGCCGGCAACUAAUAUCAUUUUACACACCUCAUAUAUCCCUAGUCGUAGCAUAUAGCCCUCACCCGUUAGACAUACCUAGACACACGCCACGCCACUGUAGCAUUAUGCGGACAUAGGCCGGAGUCAAAGACGCUCCCCCCCCACCAUCAUCAUCAUCGUCGAAUCUAUUCCGUCUCGUCUGGACAACAACACUUCAGAAUGAGCUACUCAGCCCGGGCGACGUCCCCGGCCGCUUCGGCGUGCGUUCCAGCCAGUUCGCCACAGCUUUGCUCCCGUCGCUCGUCGCCGGCCGCUUGGGCCCCGCCACCGCCAGCGCGCCUUUCAGCGGGCUCGGCCCCGGCGUCGGCGGCCGCACGGGCCACGCCGGCGAGACGAUCCCGACGACGACGGCCGGCGGCGGCGGAUCCGACACGCUGGGCCCCGGCGUCGGCGGCCAGUGCGGGUCCGUCUCCUCCGACACGAGCAGGCUCGGCGUCGACGCGGACAGGCGCAGCCGCCGCGGCGCGUGGGUGCGCGCACCGCGGGACAGCGAGCUACUGCGCCGCGACGGCGUGCGCGUAACACCCGCCGGCGCUGCCACCGCUGCGACGCUCGGCGAGGGUGUGGCCGGCGCGUGCGGGCCGGACGUGACGGUGGCCGUCGAGGAGGAUCCGGAGAACGUCGAGUCCAUGCGGAGCCGCAGGUUGUCCGUGUCGACCGCGCCCAUGAUGGUCGACACGAGCUGCGUGAACUCCUCGGGGAGCGGAUGCGAGAGCGGAUCGACGAAUAGGCUUUCCUGGCGCGGCGGAGGCCAGAUGCCCUCUUCCCGGAAGACCGAGCCGGAGUUCGAGGCCCGCGCCGGGAAGAGGAAGGACGGGUUCAGCAAAGGGACGUGGUACCCGCCCCGGCGUCGCGAGGGGGAGACGGGGCGCUCGGGUGCAGGAGGAGGAUUGGUUCGCGUGUGCAGGUUGGUAGACGUCGAGUCUUCCCUUUUCAGGUCGAAGGAUGACGGGUUCCCCCCGCCACCCUCCUUGUUGAGGAUCGACACCACGGCUUCCCCGUCGGGCUCCCUCUGCUGCGCCUGCUCCCUGCUCUCGGCCGACGGGCGGGUCCGACAGCAGAUCUUGAUGAUGAUGUACACAAACAGAACCGCCACGAUCGAGGCGAGCACGGACGCGAGCACGAUGACGACUACAGCCGGGAUGUGAUUGAGCGCCAGGCCACGGGUGGUGAGCUAAGAAAAGCGCUGUCAUUCGUUUGCGGAGUCUCGGGAGCGCAAGGAAAGCGACGCUACAUGUGAGGGCGGCAUGGAGAGACAGAAGGAGAGUCUGGGGGCGCAGCAGAUGAGGAGGAUGUCAUGCAGAAGAAGAAGAAGAAGAGCGGCGGACGACUCACGCGCGUGUUGUGCUGUGCUGUGCUGGCUCGUCCCUCGGUUCGAGCAGGUCUUAUCACCCGUCUCGUGCCCCAUCUAUAUACGCAUCCGCAAUUAAUCCAACCCAGAAUCCCAGGCCCGUCUGCGCCGCGAAGGGCGCUGGAGAGGAAAUGAUGAUGGAUCUUCGCAGCGCAUCUCGGAUAUAUAGCGACCCGCUGCGAGCAUGCACCAGACUCUAUCAGCGGCGUGUGACGACACGGGCGGCGGAAGACAGGGCCAGAUGCGUAAUCGAGCAUUCCCAUCCCGGGCCGCUAGUGCAGAAGCGCCUGCGCCUCGAAGGGGUGCUCUCAGGGUCCCGCCUCUCCCUCGACCCGAAGUUAAUCGUCGAUUGAUCGCUGUGAGGCAAGACUGAAGGCUAGGCUUGAAGCAUCCGCUAAGCACAGACGAAGCCCGCGAGAAGGAUGAUCCUGGCUCGAGAGGCCUUGGUUGCUGGCUCAUUAGUGAGAAUGGGGAGUAAUUGCAGUGGAUCACGUUCUAGACCCCCUCUUGCAUGUCCCUAACGCGUGAGCCAAAGCCAGUUAGGUGGCAGAUUGCAGUCGUGGUACAGAUCUGAGUCAGAGAGUUGACAGGCUGAUAUAAGACGCUCCCACGAUGUCUGUUUCUAACCUGCGAACAACUCUGCGGAACUCGGUAAUGA